Cherax quadricarinatus is the source of this 1651-nucleotide messenger RNA. RefSeq lists its product as uncharacterized. NCBI's taxonomy places the organism in Eukaryota, Metazoa, Arthropoda, Malacostraca, Decapoda, Parastacidae. The record is from RefSeq and is a predicted model, not a curated record.
CUGUGGACAAAGCAACGAUGUGCGCCAUGACAUUUGAGGGCGUGUGUUGCAUCCUUCAGAGGUAUAUAAAGACCUCCACCACCACCUCUCAUCGCAUUUGGUCUCCACACGCUUCAACACCAUGAGGAUCAUUGUGUGUGUGCUUCUCGCAGCUACUGCUUCAGCUUUUCCGCAAUCAGAACCUGGAACUCCUGCCCAGGAACCUGCUGCCCUCUCUGCUGAUCCCACACCUGCUGCUGCUCCUGCAGCCGGUGCCGCUGCAGCUGCUGCUCCCGCUGCUGCUACUCCUGUGGGUGGACGCGCUCCAGUACAGAACUAUGGGCCAAAUUUCUUCGGCCCAGGACUCAAUAACCCGUUGGCCAUCCCACUGAAUCCUCUGGUAGCUCAACAAGCACAGAGAAUCUCCGCUACCAAUCCCAACAUCAGAGUGUUCGUUGAUGUUGAUGGCUCCGCACACUUCACCGACCAAUUCGGCCGAGAAGUUGAAGAGAUACUGGAUGAAUUCGGCCGCGACGUCAGUGAACUUCUAGACGUACAGGAACAACAGGAGCAGCUUGCUCGUGCCCGGGAACAGGAACUGAAGCGUCGUCGUCAACUGCUAGAUCAACAACUACUCCAUGAGUUCAACACCAACCCUGCAGCCUUCAACCCAGCUGCUGGUGCAGCUCAACCCGUCCCCACAGCCUAGCAACAUACUGUCCGAACACCUCACACACCAAGGUCGUAGCUACUACCUAAAGGAGCCAGUCUUCGCUUUUCCGUCUUCCCCCACAUAAGCUGCACUUGUUGGUAUGCAACUAAUAAUCCAGGUCACACGGCGCUGCUUGGUUCUCGCUUUGUCCUAAAGGUCAUUUGAUUCUCCUUGUACAUUGCAUCUUCCCUUUGCAUAUUCCCCAAAUCGUUAAAAAUAUUUGCAAAUGACCUAGGCUAGUUUAUUGCGCAUUCCGUCUUAAUUUUGUAUAUUAUUUCUUGAUUUUGCUUACAGCCCAUGAGCCUGCCUACUUUUUCUUCCACUGAUGUUCCAUGACUCUAAAAAUCUCGAUGUAUCGCGAAAAUAACAUGUAAGUAAUAGGGAAGGCUCAUACUACCGUCCAUUUGCAAGAACGCGAGUUCGACUCCCGGUACUCCUUACACUGAUGCUUCGUCACGUGAUUCUCUGUCUCUGACAGUUGUUCUUCCUUCUCUAAAACCUGCUUCUUCCACCUCCAUAACCUGUUCCUUCUCUGUGACUUCCACUCACCAUAUUUCCACCAACUUGCGGAACAGUUAAAAUAAACACGAGUCCAGGACCCAGCAUAGCAUCCCUAUUGUAGAUGAAUGGUUCAGAGAACCGACACGUUGAUAAAUUAGACACAUGUACAACUCUUGGGUAUCUUUAUUGAGGAUAAAGAUACCCAAGAGUUGCACAUGUGUCUAAUUUAUCAUAGCAUCCCUAUGUUCCAUUACAAUUGCAAUCCCAAUACCUAUUUUUCUUGCUCUGCUCGGCCAUACAACGAAGCUCCACAUCAUCAGUCGUUAUACGUAGCACGAUUCAUCAGUGCUCUGGACAAUUACAUAUUAAUAAACAAAAGUAUUUAGAUAUGAUAUUAUUUCGACAUUUAUAUGUGUAACUUAUUUAAUAAAGGAAAUACACAAACAAACGAGUAGCAUU